UAUGGCCAGCUUUACUCAUACGAACACAAAACAAAUUAAAAGUCCACUGUCAUGCCUCUGUAUAAACAAACCCCUCUCCCUUCUUAUAGUUUCAGCCUAUUGAUAUGUAAAAUAAGAGCAGCUCAUUAAACAGUGGACUUUUGAUUUAUUUUGAUGCUUGUACUAGUCCAGAAGUAGAAUUUUAGAUUUUUUUUCUGUUAAGUGCAGAAAAUAACAAAAGCUUAAAAUUAUUAAGCCAGCACAACUGGGCAAUUCAGCAGGGGGAAGUCCUGAGGCAAAUCUCACUUGUGUAGUCGAGGGGGUUACGUUCAUCAGCCUGCUAUGGCAGGUACUUUACUUUCACCAGUAGAAACAGAAACCUUAAUAAUUUCUGAAUCAUGAUUAAUUAGGGUGAUGACUUAGAUUAACAUCACAUUAAAAAUAUGAUGGGAGUUAGUUAAUUUAAAUCUGACAGGAAUUAAUACCUCAACAUUAAUUUUAUGCUGAAAUAGCACCCAGGAAUACUGAGGCUCGACUCCUAUUAAAUGUUAAUGAGCAUCCCUAAUGAGCAUAUCAUUUUAAUGGGCAAAGAUGUUAAAGGGAAAAUGUCAUGGCAUAAUUUCACUCUGCUUUAUAAUCCCAUUUAGUUUUUGCACCAGAUUUCUGUUCUAAAAUAUAUGGUUUUCAAAACAUUUUCUCUGUGUUUAGUUAGGUUUGAUGUAUGUCCCAAGCCAUUCCCACAGUGGAAGUGAAUACUGCAGGCUCUACUGUUUAGCCCAUGGCACAAGGAGCACUGCGUUUUUUACCCUUCAAAGAAAUGCCCUGAAGCCUUUCCUUUACUUGAAUGGAACCUGCCUGACACUAGAAGUACAAAUGCUUGUGUGGGGCUUAAAAAAGUUUUAAUUGCUGGUGAGAGUCAAAAUGUUUGGCAUGAUACCCUGAUACUGAUACCCUGAGCCAGUGCUCCUUGUUAGCAGAAAACUGGACAGGCCUGGAGUAUUUCUGAAGAAUCUUUUUCGGCCCAAUCUUUUUCCUCUUCUGUCUUGUUUUCUUUGAGUGUGGGCAGGUGCAUGUACAGUAGAGUGAAAAAGCUGGCGUUUUAAGUCCAAGUCAGUGACUAGCCCUUCCUUCUCCUUUAAAGGAGAACUACACCCCCUGCUAUAAAAGCCCCCUUAGCUGCAAAUUUUUUGUGUCAACAGUGAAAUUUGCCCAUUGUUGAAUUGUUUGCAGGGCCAAGAAGGUAGUUUUCCUAGCUUCACUUGAUGAUAUUGCUUAAAAAGGAUGUUUUUGUUGAUAUAUCUUUUAAAAAUCUUAACGUGUAUGGCCAGCAUAAGGCUUAUGUAUUAUAAUAAAUAAUGUACACUGUGUUGUAAAAUACGAGAAUAUUGAAAAGUCACCUUGGAGUUUCAUGCCCUAUAUAAAAUCACUUGGCCUUUGGCCUUAAGCUUUUAUAUGGUCAUGUAACUCCUCGUGACUUAUAAUAUCCUUACAUUUUCCAAUAGGGGGUACUUUAUUCACUAUAUCAUCACUUUUGUGAAUUCCAUCCCGAAUCUACGGUGCCGACAGCCAGGUACUAGACAGCCAGCACCAUAAUAAAUGAAUCGCAGCGAACAAUAUAUAUGUGCUCAUUCUGAAACAUUCCCAAAUCCAGGAGGAUUUAAUAUAUCUAAGGCACAAGAAAACCAUUUUACAGUGGAGGUGCCAAAAUGUUAGGCACCCCCGCAACCAAUGACAGAAAAUUGCUAAGUUUUUUCCCCAGGAGAAGUCUGCACUGGGCCAUGGAAAAACUGUCUAAGCGAUGGCGCAGAUUCACAUUCCUGCUGGCACAGUAGAUUUUAAUUGCAAAGUCCCAAGACCAAGUGCAGAGGAAUAGAAGAUCCAAUGUAAAAAUGCCACCUUUGCCUGGUGCUGAGCUGGUACAUAACCCUUUGCAACUCUACAGAUAUCUCCUCCGUUGCUGCAAGCUACUCCCUACUGAAAGCCUUCAGCACUAUUACAGACAUUCAGUGAAGCAGAGUUUUCGAGUCCAUGCAGAUGAAGAUGAUCCUGAACGGAUACAGCAGAUUAUUAAGAGGGCCAUAGAAGAUGCUGACUGGGUGCUAAAUAAAUACAAGAAAGAAAGCUGAGCUCCUGGAGUGUGCUACUGAAAGUUAUAGGACUUGGUCUUGCUGUGGCGGAGUGUUCCACUGGCAUGAAGAGAAUUGAACCAGAAGGAGAUGGCUGGCUUGUGUAACUUUUUGUGCCAUUCUUGCACCUUUUUUUAUCACAAAUAAAAGAAAAAUGGACACUGUGCAUUGACAGACCAAACAGAAAAAUAACAAAUUGUCCAUUGCUUUGUUACAUGGUCAUUCACUCAAGGCUUGUGACCGUUUUACCAUCUAUUUACGUUGCUUGUACAGCAUAAGCAUUUGCUGGUCUGUUUGUAGUUUCGAAAAACACAGCAAUGAUUAUACAGUAUUUUUAAAUAGACACACUUUGUCCUGAUGUCAUAACCUAUACCCAGUUAACUGCUUGCAUUCAGCAGCUGGGCAUAGUAAGAGAAUAUUAGAAUGUGUGUAUCCUAUCAGGAGUACAGGAUAAUGCAUGGUAAUGUAUAAAGUUUCUGAUCUACAGUCUGCUCACAACAAAGGCCAAAGCUGUAAUAGAGAGAGGAGGUAAUAAAAAUGGUAGCAUAUAAUGGAAUGAAUGUAAUUUAAUGCACAUGUAUCAAGAACAUUUAUAUUGCAGUAAGUGAAGGUAGGGCUUACAGAAUGGGGUGAUGUAGGAAGGAAUAUUAUAUAGAACACAAACCCACUUGAGAAACUUUUCUAUACAAACAGAGUUCCACUAGCAUGUUAUGAUAGAUGUAACACUACUGGUUAAAAAGUGACCACAACUUGUGCCCAGUUUGCUAAAAAAUCCAUCCAAUUCAUUUACUGCACCAACUAUAAUGUGCUGCAUUUGUAAAUGUCCUAGAAAGUUAUUCAGUGAAAUUAUUAUUACAUUGAUUUAUAAAGCACCCUCAUAUUCUGCACUGCUGUACACAAGCAACACAGACAUGCUAUUCCCAACAGCCCCCUGUCUUCUGCAUUGUAUAACAUAUUGUGAUUAAAGCCUCUGGGGGUCAUUUAUAAACACUGGACAAAUUUGCUUUUGGGCAGUUGCCCAUGGCAACCCAAUCAGAUGUUUAAUUUUAUUAUUCUACUUGCAGCUGACUCAAAAAAGCUAAUAACUGAUUGGUUACUAUGGGUAACUGCCCAGGUGCAGUUUUGCCUAGUGUUUAUAAAUAAGCUCACUGUCACUAAAGGUCGCCAUACACAGGCAGAUUUAAGCUGCCGAUUCAAGCUGCCUGAUUUUCCCAUUGCAUUGGGGACUGCAUUGGCUCAGUGAUGUGGUCCUUGGUCCGACAUCGUCUGUGCCUGGGGCCCUAGGGGACCAAACAAUUACCCCAAUAUCGCCCAUCUUACCAAACAAGCAAAUCUUACCAUGGAUGGCCCCUUUAAUACCCAGAGUUAAACAUUCAGUUAGAGCACAGGAGUACAGACUAAUUUAAAUGACCAGUAGAUGGCACUGAGAACAUAUUGUUCUGCAAAUCCUCAGUUAUUAUUAUUACAUGUUUAUAAAUGUUGUAUUAUGUGUAGAAUAUUAAAUUAUCAGCAAAG
Messenger RNA from Xenopus tropicalis (tropical clawed frog), 3620 nucleotides. It is a transcript of the gene lyrm9, whose product is annotated as LYR motif containing 9. The transcript has 4 exons. NCBI's taxonomy places the organism in Eukaryota, Metazoa, Chordata, Amphibia, Anura, Pipidae. The record is from RefSeq and is a predicted model, not a curated record. Gene Ontology annotation, cellular component: mitochondrion. Bases 1869 to 2105 code for a protein of 78 amino acids.